CUGACGCACUUGACGGACGGCUCGGGGUGCCAAGUCAGCUGAUCUAGGAGUUGCGCUGCCUGCCUGCUAGUCGGGGUUCUCCGGUUCCACAGCCCCCGACGCAGCCAUGUCGUCCUUCCCGGAGCUUUACUUCAACGUGGACAAUGGCUACUUGGAGGGACUAGUGCGCGGCUUGAAGGCAGGGGUGCUCAGCCAGGCGGACUACCUCAACCUGGUGCAGUGCGAGACGCUCGAGGACCUGAAGCUGCACCUGCAGAGCACUGACUACGGCAACUUCCUGGCCAACGAGGCGUCGCCACUGACAGUGUCCGUCAUUGAUGACCGGCUCAAGGAGAAGAUGGUGGUGGAGUUCCGCCACAUGAGGAACCACGCCUAUGAGCCGCUCGCCAGCUUCCUGGAUUUCAUUACUUACAGCUACAUGAUCGACAACGUGAUCCUACUCAUCACGGGCACACUGCACCAGCGCUCUAUCGCUGAGCUCGUGCCCAAGUGCCACCCGCUAGGCAGCUUUGAGCAGAUGGAGGCCGUGAACAUUGCACAGACACCUGCUGAGCUCUACAAUGCCAUUCUGGUGGACACGCCCCUGGCGGCGUUUUUUCAGGACUGCAUCUCAGAGCAGGACCUCGAUGAGAUGAACAUCGAGAUCAUCCGCAACACGCUUUACAAGGCCUACCUGGAGUCUUUCUACAAGUUCUGCACGCUGCUGGGCGGGACCACGGCCGAUGCCAUGUGCCCCAUCCUGGAGUUUGAAGCAGACCGCCGCGCCUUCAUUAUCACCAUCAAUUCCUUCGGCACAGAGCUGUCCAAGGAGGACCGUGCCAAGCUCUUUCCACACUGUGGGCGGCUGUACCCCGAGGGCCUGGCCCAGCUAGCUCGGGCUGAUGACUACGAGCAGGUUAAGAACGUGGCCGACCACUACCCGGAGUACAAGCUGCUUUUCGAGGGUGCAGGCAGCAACCCCGGAGACAAGACCCUGGAGGAUCGAUUCUUUGAGCACGAGGUGAAACUGAACAAGCUGGCCUUCCUGAACCAGUUCCACUUCGGUGUCUUCUACGCCUUUGUGAAGCUCAAGGAACAGGAGUGUCGCAACAUCGUGUGGAUUGCUGAGUGCAUCGCCCAGCGCCACCGCGCCAAGAUCGACAACUACAUCCCCAUCUUCUAGCGCCCUGGCCUGGGGCUCCCCACCAGUGUGUGUGUGUGUCCGUGUGCGCUGGGACCAAGGCCACGGCUCACAUGCUUGCCCUGGGGGCAGCACGUUGUCCUGGCGGCUUCCCUGCUCUUCAGAGGCUACUCCUGGGCCUGAAAGGGGCUGGGCGCCUGCCCCCCCACCAAGGAUAGACCAAGUCCCCCUUCAGAUCAAGGAGGCCCCUCAACCCUGUUACAGCUACUGAUAUGUCUGAGAAGCAUGUGGUCACUUUUGUGCCCCUUCCUAACCUGAGAACCCCCAGGGGCAGCAGGAGCUUCCUCUCCCCUUUGCGGGUUGUCCCCAGAGCCGUGGGGACACAGUGUGUGUGUGUGUGUCCUUGGGGUGUGGGGGUGGGAAGCUGUGCAUAUCCCUUUCUGAUCUCCGCCCCUCUGAACAAUAAACUGCCCUCUCUCUAA
Artibeus jamaicensis (Jamaican fruit-eating bat) is the source of this 1602-nucleotide messenger RNA. RefSeq names its product ATPase H+ transporting V0 subunit d1 (gene ATP6V0D1). The transcript is spliced from 8 exons. NCBI's taxonomy places the organism in Eukaryota, Metazoa, Chordata, Mammalia, Chiroptera, Phyllostomidae. Gene Ontology annotation, molecular function: proton-transporting ATPase activity, rotational mechanism. The record is from RefSeq and is a predicted model, not a curated record. Gene Ontology annotation, cellular component: early endosome; plasma membrane proton-transporting V-type ATPase complex; proton-transporting V-type ATPase, V0 domain. Gene Ontology annotation, biological process: vacuolar transport; vacuolar acidification; proton transmembrane transport. Bases 107 to 1162 code for a protein of 351 amino acids.